AAGAGUCGCGAAGUGAUGAUGUAAAUAUAAGCUUGCGAUAGCAAUGGCGAGCGGAAAGAAAAAUGCGAUUUUGUCGUCACUGGCGGCUUAUGGGGAUGAUUCGGAACAGGAAUCUGACACCGAUACCGGGGAGGCAGAGGAGCAAGGAGGGCUGGUGUCGGCUGACUAUGGGGAGUAUGAUGUGAGCCGCGUGGAGGAGGGAGACUCGAGGAUCUCCAUGGAUGAGGAAAGCAGGGACAGCUCCAGGAACUCGGAAGAGGAAGAGUCCGAUACCGAGCCCCCUGAAGCAUAUGACGGAAAGGAGAUACCUGAAGGAGAGAAGAAGGACCCAAACGAGCUUGUUGCUCAGUUCUCGGAACGGGUGCGGAACAUGUCUCCAGAUGAGAUCCGAAUCCCCCCCGAGCCCCCAGGACGCUGUUCUAACAACCUGCAGGAGAAGAUCCAGAAGCUGUAUGAGAGGAAGCUUCACGGGGAUAUCGACACUAACAGCCACAUCCAGAAUAAGAAGGAAUUUCGCAACCCCAGCAUUUAUGAAAAGCUGAUCCAGUAUUGUGGAAUUGAUGAACUUGGAACAAACUACCCAAAGGACAUGUUUGAUCCUCAUGGUUGGUCAGAAGAUUCCUACUACGAGGCUCUAGCUAAAGCCCAGAAGGUGGAGAUGGACAAACUGGAAAAGGCCAAGAAGGAGCGAACUAAGGAGGCUACUUCAGGAGGACUAUCUCUCUUUCAGAUUGAGUUUGUGACUGGUACCAAGAAGGGCACAACAACCAAUGCUGCUGCCACCACCACCAGCACUGCCAGCACCACAGCUGCAGAUGCUCAGAAGAGGAAGAGCAAGUGGGACUCUGCUGUGCCAGUAACCCUUGCACAGCCCACCAUUCUCACAACUACGGCAACUCUGCCCGCUGUCGUCUCGGUAACAACUACUGCCAGCGGCACCAAGACCACCGUCAUCUCUGCUGUGGGGACCAUUGUUAAGAAAGCCAAGCAGUGACGGCAUCCCCCUGGUGUACUGGCUCUGAAAAUUUCAGUGCUCUUAAAGGAGGUUCAUCCACCUCUGUGGACGUCUCUAGAUAAUGUAAUGACAAACUUUCAACGAAGCUGAUUGCAAUUCACCAUUGUCAGCUGUACAGAGUGGUAUUCAUGCAGUUGCUGAGUCCGGGAGGUCCAUUUUGCUGGGAUCUCCGUGCCAGUCUUGUUAGUUAAAGGAAUUCAAGGACCUGAAAUAUCCCAUAACAUUUUGUAUGAGAAAACCAACUGGCAUGUUGUGUUGUGUGUUUUUUUGUUUUGUUUUGUUUUUUACAUAUAAUUGUGAAUAAAAUAUUUUAAGUAUGAAAGCUUUCAAAUUCAA
Messenger RNA from Polyodon spathula (Mississippi paddlefish), 1351 nucleotides. Its product is annotated as SAP30-binding protein-like. Lineage: Eukaryota; Metazoa; Chordata; Actinopteri; Acipenseriformes; Polyodontidae. Gene Ontology annotation, biological process: regulation of DNA-templated transcription. The record is from RefSeq and is a predicted model, not a curated record. The transcript has 11 exons. Gene Ontology annotation, cellular component: nucleus. Bases 44 to 994 code for a protein of 316 amino acids.